GUUGAUUUUAGACAGCGCAGGACAAUCACUUAUUUUACACCCAUUCAGAGCUUGUUUCUUCAUCUGACAUUGCAAGGCUGUUUUUCAUGAGGAUGGCUGGCAGAUACUUUCUCUGCAUCUCUUUUUUCUUUGCACUGAUUCAGUCUACUGUGGCUUCUGGAGAUUUGCGCAAAAACCAUUUCAGCCCCGUUGCGCACCACAAUUCCACCCCUGAAACUCCAGGAACCAUGAGCGAGGAAAAGCCGAUAGGAAUCUUUAGUAGGAGACGCUCUCUGUCCCCACAGAGACAGCACGUGCCGAAGCCCAGACCUGAGACAGGCAGUGCCAGUCCUGGCUCGGUGCGGCAGUGUGCCCGUCUGAUGGAGACAUGCUCGGCACACUCUCCAUGCUGCAAUCCCUGCGCUAUCUGCCAUUGCCGACUCUUCAACACAAUCUGCCAGUGCUGGAGGAUCGGCGUGUGCUCAAGAAAGAACUAAAUACCAAGUACUUAUUUGUGAAGCGUAAUGAAUGCUCUCACACCAUUACCACAUCAUAAAUGCAUUCUGCACGCUCAUCAGUCCAGACUGUUGUCGAGCAGACACAAUGACUCGCACUCACACAAACUUUGUGGGAAAAUUUCACCUGGGGAACAAAAACCAGAAAGUUUUUGUUGGGUGUCAUAUGAAUGAACUUGUACAUUAACCAUUCACGACAAGUGGGCAGUCUUGGACACACACACACACACACACACACACACACUGAAAAAGAAAUAAUAAAGCAUCCUUUUUAUUUUCCCAAAAUGCAAAUGGUAUAUGUAAUAGUAUAAAAGUUAUAUGUGUAGUAUCCUGGUCACAUAUUUGUAGGUGAACUCUGAGGUUCAUCUGCAAUGCUUUAAGGUAUGAGACAUAAAAUAUGAUAAUAUCAUGAUAAUAACACAAAUCUUUUAUCAUGGUUUAUAGUAUUCUGCAUGUGUACUUCAUGCUAUGUGUACCUUUACCUGUUGUAACUGGGCAGCUUUUUAACCAAAAAAAUGUUCCUCGGCAUGUGACGUCCUCAUGAUAGCAGCUCACUUGCUUCUGUUUUCAGUAUCAAAGGUGCAGCCAAGGCGUAAAAAAAAUCACUUUUAAGAAGCUGGCGCUCUAUCUAAAAAGAAUGUUAAGAAGGUUUUAUGAAGGCUUCUCUUCAGUGAUCGGUAACACAUAAGCAAGACGACUGAAAUAGGCUUUACCAGCACAUCUUGGUUUAUUGACGUAGGCAGUACAACACUUGUGAUGGAUUAAAAGUGCCUGGAAAGUAUUAGCUAAACAGAUAUUUUCUGGCAUUAUGCACUAGCUAGAAUGGUGGCUUUGUAUUCAUGGCACGGGUUCUAAUCUCUUGUCCUGAGGACCCCUUGUCCUGCACAGUUUUAAGUUUUCCCAUCAGAACUUAACAGCUAAUCAAAACCUUGCUGAUGAAACAUCUAUUCCAGGACACAUACAGUGGAUAUAAAAAGUCUACAGACGCCUGUUAAAAUGGCAUGUGUUUUUGGUGGAAAAAAAAUGAAUCCAAGAUAAAUCAUGUCAGAACCUUGUCAACCUUUAUUGUGAAAUUGGAACCUGUAAAUUAAAGUGAAAAACAAUUUAAAAAAAUUGAAAAUUAAGAAAAUGUACAAUAACCUGGCUGCAUAAGGUGCACACCCCUAAACUAAUACUGAGUUGAAGCACCUUUAGAUUUUAUCACGGCAUUUAAUCUUUUUGGGUAAGAGUCAAUCAGUUUGGCACAUCUUGACUUAGCAAUAUUUUGCCAUUCUUCCUUGCAAAAGCAUUCUAACUCUGAAAUUGCCUGGGCAUCUCCUGUAAACAGCUCUCUUCAGGUCACCCCACAGGUUUUCGAUUAGAUUUAAAUCUGGACUCUGGCUGGGCCAUUCCAAAACCUUGAUCUUGUUUUGGUGAAGCCAUUCCUAUGUUGAUUUGGAAAUGUGCUUCAGGUCGUUGUCAUGCUGAAAGGUGAAAUUCCUCUUCAUCUUAAAUGUUUUAGCGGAAGCCUUAAAGUUUUGGACCAAACUGACUUGUAUUUGGAGCUAUUCAUGAUUCCCUCCACCCGGAUUAAAGCCCCAGUUCCAGCUGCAGAAAAGCAGCACCAAAGCAUGAUGCUGCCACCCCCAUGCUUCACCGUGGGGAUGGCGUUCUUUUGGUGAUGUGCUGUGUUUUUUUGCACCAAAAAAUCUUAUGGCCAAAAAGUUCAUCUUUGGUCUCAUCAGACCAUAGCACUUUAUUCUACAUGGUCUUGGGAGAUUGGAUGUUUUUUUGUUUUUUUUUUUUUGUCAAAAAAGGCUUCCGUCUUGCUGUAGACCUCUUGGCAGCCUCGCUAUGCAGUUUUCUCAUUCAUUUUAGAGGGAUGUCCUAUUCUUAGUAAUGCUGACUAACUAACACUGUUGUGCCAUAUUUUCUCCACUUGUUGAUUAUUGUCUUUAAUUACUGAGUUCCAGGGUAUAUCUAAUAUCUUGAAAAAAAUUUUGUAACCCUCUCCUGUACUUUAUUGGGGGUUAAUUAGUCACUUUAAUUGAUGGCAUGUGUAUAUUAAUUAGUAUUUAACAGGAGUUUGAAUGUGAUUGGUUGAUUCUGAAGACUGCCACAUUCCCAGGUAUAAAAAGGUGUGCACACUUACAAGCUGGUUAUUGGAAGAUUUUUCUUUUUCUUUUUUUUCCCUAAAACAUUUCUGGUUGUUUGACGCUUGAUUUUUAUAUGUUGCAAUUUCACAAUAAAGGUGAAAAAGUUUCUGACAUGGUUUAACUUAGAUUCAUUUUUCUUUAAAUCACAAAAGCCUGCCAUUUUAACAGGAGUGUGUAGACUUUAAUGUCCAUUGUAGGUAGCCACAGCAGCUCUCUGCCAACCGGGUCUAUGGAAGGCACUAAGCAUGGUUUGCACAGUCUGCACUGCUAGAUAGGUGAAUAUCAGCCCUGCAAUACCUACCCAGUGUGCCACGUAGCACUUUGGGUCUCAGAAACUAGAAACCAGCACAGUCAAAUGGACAGGUCACAUUGAAUCCUCAAAUUGCCACAGCCAGGCUUGUCAGCUAGUCACUGUCAGGCUUGUGCAAGCUCUAAAUGGACACAGUUGUGCGUUCAGGUCCCUGGCAGAUCCCUACCCACUACUAAAGAUAUCCACAGGGCCCACUCAUUAAGGACGGGAGCUGCCGGUGGGAAACUUUACAGCCAUAACCCAUUACCCAUUGGGCAGUGAUUGCAUCAGAUCAGUGUAUACUGAUGACAAGGUUGCAGGUGCACAAAUUUGAAUUCUGCUUUCUGACCCCAACUCCUUUGGGGUCUAGGGUCUUGUCAAUUUCAGAUCACAUGAAGCUUGCCUCUCUGCUCCAAGAAGUUUGUUCUUGGACCCUCUUGGACAGAGGUGUGAUCUAAAGACUAGUCCCUGUGGUUCAGAACAAAGGGUUCCAGUCAAUGUGAUUCUCAGUUCAGAAGAAGGAUGUUGGUUCUAGAUUUGAGAGGGCUGAACUGGUUCCUAAGAGCCCUCUCACUAUCAGAUGUUACUCAUGGCAUCUGCCACAAGACUGGUUUCACGUCAUUCGAUCUGUGCAAUGCAUACUCUCAUGUUCGUAUUGCUCCUGAGGACACACAUUCCAAAUGAAAAUCCUACCAUUUGGCCCCUCUCUAGCACCUCGGGUGUUCUCCAGAUGCAUGCAGGCAGCCCUGUUACCUCUGAUGGCCAGAGGUAUAAUGAUACUGACUGAUUUGACUGGCUUUUAUGUGCUCCACCAAGAGACAGGCCAUCCAGGACAUAUCCACCCUCCAGGCACACAUUAACGGGCUUGGAUUAUUUGUCAUGUGCACAAAAUGUCAGUGAUAAUUGUACAUUGAAAUGCUUGUAGUGAGGCUUAGGUACUGUAUUGUACAGCUGUGCAAUACAAAAAUAUACACAUCAGAAGAUGAAAGGGGGGACAAGAGAAGAAAGAGGGGGAAAGAGAUUAUUUAUAAAGGAAAGAGGAGGAAAGAGAUUAUUUACAAAAGGCAAGAGGAGGAAAGAGAUUAUUUACAAUGGCCAAUGGACAGAAUUAUUUGGUAACCUUAGACAGAUUACUUAGGCCUGUGUGUUUGGCCCCUUGGAGUGAAAAACAGGUGGAGGACUGUGACCAAUCAGUCCAGGUGCAGACCAAGCAGUCCUGAAUGCAAGAGCCUUGUAUGGCGUGCAUUCCGUUAUCUAUAUCAUCUGGAUCUAGUGCACAAGUACUAGCCUUGCAACAGGCCCCUUUUGACAGUGGAGAACACCCAUUUACACUGAAGGUGUAUGUGAAGGCCAUUACAGCAUGUCACAGCGCCAACGACUGGGGGUUCAUAAACAUGUCACAAAAAAGUCAGUCACGCUCUCCCAAGACCCUCAAGUACUGGAGUCCUCCAAGACCCCCCAUUAUGAGUCCGUACAAGAUGCUGAACUAAAAUAGAUCUCUGUAAAGACUGCCUUUUUGCUAGUAAUCAAAGAAUGAGAGAACUAUAUGCCUUGACAGUAAGUCCACAUUCCUUGUGUUGUUGGGUGGAUGAUUCCCGAGUGACCUUGUGGUUGAACUCUUCUUGCAGUUACUGCCCGAAGUCAUACCACCCACUUUUGUUAAUCAGUCUACUGUAAAUGCAACAUUCCAUGACAGGGAACCUGCUGAGCAUUCCAUGCUCUGCACAGUAUGUGCCCAAUAGUAAAUUUAUUCAUCGUUUGUUCAUCCAAACACAGGGGGGAAAGGUAUCUUUCUGGAAGAGCUAAUAUUAUUGCUCUUUGUACUUAAAUGAUUAUCUUCAUUGUCUUAAGAUAGUCAAUAAUCCAGGUCAGUGAAGGUGUUUUGAUAAGUACAUAAAGCACUAGAAAAACAUUGGAAAAUGUUCAGGCUUGUUUUGCCAUCUUCAAGAAAGCCUUUCAUUCUGUUUAUGCUCUUCAUUAGUUAAUGGUUCUGACUUAAUAGCGCUAAAGUUGACAAAACUGCAUUUUGAAAUUACUAUAUAGUCUACAAUGAUAUGCCUAUAAAGGUUUGGACAUUUAAGACCACCAUCCUGGGGCAUUAUUGACAUUUUAAUGGUUUCUCCACCAUAUAAAAAGGAGCAUGGGAGGUUAUUUUACAUUCAUUGGACAAAUCUUUUUGCAAAUUUAGCGAUGCUAAGAUGUUUUAAUUUUGGACAUGUUCUUCCACAAUAUAUUUUAUAGUCUCCGAAGUCAUUAUUCAAUCAGUCUGUGUAAAAGUGUAUUUGGUUUAUUUAUUUGUCUGCAGAAUCUCAGCAGCAUAUAGCAUGAUCUUUGUUUUUCUUCUCACUUUAUUUAACUGGCUAAUCUUGUUUGGAAGUGGUUCAGAAGCAUCAGUGACAACGGGCAGUG
Pangasianodon hypophthalmus (striped catfish) is the source of this 5327-nucleotide messenger RNA. It is a transcript of the gene asip2b, whose product is annotated as agouti signaling protein, nonagouti homolog (mouse) 2b. The transcript has 3 exons. Gene Ontology annotation, biological process: hormone-mediated signaling pathway; neuropeptide signaling pathway; positive regulation of feeding behavior. The record is from RefSeq and is a predicted model, not a curated record. The coding region runs from base 87 to 476 and encodes 129 amino acids. Gene Ontology annotation, molecular function: neuropeptide hormone activity; type 1 melanocortin receptor binding. Lineage: Eukaryota; Metazoa; Chordata; Actinopteri; Siluriformes; Pangasiidae. Gene Ontology annotation, cellular component: extracellular region.